Candidozyma auris is the source of this 582-nucleotide messenger RNA. RefSeq lists its product as uncharacterized. The transcript has a single exon. The coding region runs from base 1 to 582 and encodes 193 amino acids. Gene Ontology annotation, biological process: protein O-linked glycosylation. Gene Ontology annotation, molecular function: alpha-1,3-mannosyltransferase activity. NCBI's taxonomy places the organism in Eukaryota, Fungi, Ascomycota, Pichiomycetes, Serinales, Metschnikowiaceae. The record is from RefSeq and is a predicted model, not a curated record. Gene Ontology annotation, cellular component: Golgi apparatus.
AUGUUCCCCUGGCUUUCGUUUCAAUUUCCAGUCUACGAGCGGUAUUCGGGUCAGGUCUCUAAAACCCCACCAAAUAUGGAGAGCUAUACCAACAUAGCUGAGCUGUCUGCGAAACAAUCGUCUGGCCAGCCUAUUCGCUCCAAGCUCACCGGAAACAGACCCUGCUGGCUUAGCACAUACAAGAACAGUCUCAAUGGUAGAGGCAUUGUAAUUCCGUAUGACGGCAAGCUGAUGGACAAUGCUGUGGCGCUCAUACGACUUCUUCGUGCCCUUAACAAUAAGUUGCCUAUUCAGGUGGUUACGUACGGCCAGCUUGAUGAACACCAGAAACAAGGAUUCAGUGAUGUUGCCAGAGCACCAAUCCACGAGCUUCCUGAGAGCUACAAAAAAAUCAAGGGCGCCGAGAAUGUCGUGAGCCUGGAUGACGGUCUUCCUCCACAGGAGUUGUGGUUUGUUGAUGCCCUGGCGGCUCUCGUUCACGAGACAAAGGAGAAGUGGGACAGUUUCCCUCAUCCAUAUUGGCUACUUUUGUCAAUUCUUUUGAGGAGAUGUUGCUUUUGGAUCCAAGUGCUGUGCCAUUGA